UGGUCUAAAGGGCCGCUCCGCUGCGCUCGGAUUUCAGCUGGUCCGGGCGGAGUCCAUGCGGGAUAAAGGACUUAGACGAAUUCAGUCCAGCUGAAGGGUUUCUAACGCGGUUUAGCGAGCACAUUACCCGCUCAACAUGACUACGACGACCACUUUCCAAGGCAUGGAGCCUGGUGCCAAAAACAGCUCCAGGGUGUUGUGUCCCCCUGGCGGAGCCUCUAAUAUUUCCUUCGGCACAGAAGAAGAGAAGCCUGCGCGUAAAAACAAGAUGGCCUCCAGUAUCUUUGCUGAACCUGACGACCCUCACGCCCAUCGGAGGAACAACCCACCAGGUGGAGAAGCGUCUGGCGUCCUGUGCGGUGAACCCUCGGCUCCUCUGAGACGAUGCCAGCCCGCUAUCGUCUAUGAUAACGGCACUCCCCUCGAACGGCCCGGCAACAAUGCGGAUCAAAAUGAACAUGAGCAAGAGAACAACGAGGAGGUCGUGGAGCAGAAAGAGGAAGCUGGACAGCCUUCUGCCCCGUCUGGUGGUGCCAACAACCCCUCCGGCCGGAGGAACCCACCUGGUGGCAAAUCCAGUCUGAUCCUGGGCUGAAACGGCCUUCACUGAACUUUCUUUGCUCUUUUGGUCUUUUUUUCUGUUUUUUUUUUUUUUUUUUUCUUCUUUUUUUAAAAAGGAAUUCCCCUUCCUUCACUCUUCUCGUGAGCCAUGGAAAUUUUUUGUCCUCCACCGUCUUUUCAUUUUUUCUAUUGCAAAAAAAAAAGAAGCGAUCGUUGACAGAAGCACUUUAUGUAAGAGGUCCGUUUCAGCCGCUCCAGCAGGAAUAAUGGCAUGAGAGAUUCAGAUCGACUUUUAAUCUGCCCUGGUGUAAGUCAUUAAAGGAAAAAGGACAAAAAAAAAAAAAGAUUUGUUGCGCAAAAUUUCUAAGUACAAAUAAAGAUUGAUAUGAAUUUCACUG
Messenger RNA from Labeo rohita (rohu), 959 nucleotides. It is a transcript of the gene jpt1b, whose product is annotated as Jupiter microtubule associated homolog 1b. Lineage: Eukaryota; Metazoa; Chordata; Actinopteri; Cypriniformes; Cyprinidae. The coding region runs from base 137 to 595 and encodes 152 amino acids. The record is from RefSeq and is a predicted model, not a curated record. Gene Ontology annotation, cellular component: nucleus. The transcript has 5 exons.